Penicillium taxi is the source of this 2262-nucleotide messenger RNA. RefSeq names its product glycosyltransferase family 2 protein. The record is from RefSeq and is a predicted model, not a curated record. The transcript is spliced from 3 exons. Lineage: Eukaryota; Fungi; Ascomycota; Eurotiomycetes; Eurotiales; Aspergillaceae. The coding region runs from base 1 to 2262 and encodes 753 amino acids.
AUGAGCGGGCACUACUACCCUCAUCCGGAUCAAGAGGAAAUGACUGACUUGCAUGGAUAUCAGCCUGCUGAGAGUCAGACUAGCUUCGACUUCCAAUUGACAGAGGCUCCUUCUCCUGCCAAUGGACAUGUCGUUCCAUUCAGACCUGGUUUGAGCACCCAUCGCUACAGCCCUCCAGAAUACCCAGGUUCUCCUCAGCCAUGGUUGCAACCAACACCUCGCAACUCUGAUAUCCCGGAAUCAUGGGCCGGCACGCCUUAUGAUUCUCGCUCAACUUCGCCAACUUUGUCACCUUAUGGACAGAUUCAUCAGAGUCACCAAAGUCUUGCCCGUCUGGUUACUGACGCGGCUGCCCCGGAGUUUGACAAGGAUUGGGUCAAGUCCGGAUCCAUCGCUAAAAUCAGUGAUCGAGAUGAUGCAGAUACCUGGAAAGGAUGGAAGCGUUGGGUUUUCUUCCUAACCCCGUUCCUGACUUUUGGAAACACCAUCAUCUACCUCGGCUACCUCGCUCUUCGAAUUUACUGCAUCAUCUCAGCGCAAAACGCCGCUGGAUACAAUUUUGCUGGAGCUUGGGUUUUCGUCGCAAUUGAGGUCUCUACCGCCAUCCCCUCUCUAUUGCACAAUGGCUGGACCAUGAUGGCAUUCAAGAAAAGAGGACGCGCCAAGCUCCGCUUGACUGGUAAUGAAGUUCCUUCCGUGGACGUUUUCGUGACUUGCUGUGGUGAAGACGAUGAGGUUGUCCUCGAUACCGUUCGUGGUGCCGUGGAUCAGGACUAUCCCACAGAACGUUUCCGCGUCAUUGUUCUGGACGAUGGUCAGUCAGCGACUCUCGAAGAGGCUUGCAACCAACUCGCUCAGGUCCAGUCAAACGUCUUCUACAUGGCCCGUGAAAAGAUCCCUGGAGUGCCCCACCACUUCAAAGCUGGUAACCUGAACUACGGACUGGACGCAGUGACACAGUUGCCAGGUGGAGCUGGCCAGUUUAUGGCCGCUCUUGAUGCUGAUAUGAUUCCUGAGCAAGAAUGGCUCCGCGCCGUCCUUCCUCAUUUGUUGGCCGAUCCCAAGAUGGCCCUUGCAUGCCCCCCACAGUUGUUCUACAAUACCCCUGCGUCCGAUCCACUCGCACAAAGUCUAGAUUUCUUUGUCCACGUCAUUGAGCCAAUUAAGGAUGCUUUGGGUGUGGCUUGGUGUACCGGGUCUGGUUACGUUGUACGACGUGAGGCUCUUGAGGAGAUUGGCAACUUCCCCCUCGGUUCUCUGGCUGAGGAUGUCGCGACAUCGACCCUGAUGCUUGGUAAGGGAUGGAAGACUGCUUACGUCCACGAGCCUCUCCAAUUUGGAACUGUCCCUGAAGAUUUCGGUGGUCAUCUCAAGCAGCGUACCCGAUGGGCUAUUGGAACUGUCGACACGGCUUUCAAGCUGAAGUUCUGCCUCUGGGGAGACGGCAUCAAGAUGAUGACCUUUGCCCAGCGCUUCUCCGGUUUCCUCUACGCCACUCUGAGUCUCUACACCCUUCUGCUGACUGCUUCUCUCUUUGCCAUUCCAAUUAUCCUUCUGUGGGGUAAGCAAUUGGUCGCCUACGCUAAUAUAGAAGAGCUUCACUGGCUCAUCUGGGCUUGUCUCGCGACCACCGUUGCCAACCGAAUUUGCGAGUUUGCACUGUUCAUCCCGGCUGGUUACAACACUGGUCAGCGAGGAUCCCGCUACCAGCUGUGGAUGUCGCCUUACAUCGCUCUCUGCAUCGUUCGCUCGUUCAUGCUGCCCAGCUGGCUCGGAGGCCAAACCCAGGCCUUUAAGCCCACCGGAUCUCUCGGAUCAACCCUUAACGAGCGUGACCCCAAGAAACGACGGAACAUCUUCAUUCGGAUGUUUGUGGUCCUGUUUAACUACAUGGCGCUCUUCCAUCUGGCCUUUGUUUACGUGACCCUCAUCGGUGUGGUGAUCUCUUCUUACCGCUGCUUCUCCAUCAACUCGAGCGCCAAGGAUGUUAUCAUCUGCUUGAUCACUCACGCAUUCUGGCCCCCCCUCACCUUCCUCUUCAUUUGCACUUCCUUGUGGACUCCUGUCUCCUACGCCAUUGACCCGCCUUCAAUGCCCGAGCGCGAGGAUUUGUUGAUCCGCGACCCCAAGACUGGUGUCGCACACCCUACCGCCAAGAGCAAGGACAUUGCAUUUGGCAAACAAGCUGCGUGGUUUGAGCUGCAAUAUACGCUCGCCACCGCCGUCACCAUCUUGAUUUUUGUCUACUCGUUCUUCUGGUAG